CAGCGCCUGAAGUAGCAUUAGCGAACCGAGCUUACGACAAAUGGCCGUCUGCUUUCUAUCUUUGUGUGGGAAAAAAGCAAUCCUUUUGGGUAGUUUACCGACAAAAUUGUUCAGAAUCAGCACCAGUAUUGGCUUCUCCAGCACCGCUGCAGAGAGGCACAGUACGGGAGAUGACUGCCACAACGAUGAUGGUCAUGAUGAGCAAAGUCUUCCUAUAACGCAUGUCAGGAUGUUAGAGGUGAAAGCCAACAAGCUGGAGGAGCAGGUCCGGGAUCUCACGCACCGAUACAAAAGGGCCUUGGCUGACUCGGACACCGUUCGGAGAAGAACUCAGAAGUUUGUAGAGGAUGCAAAGGCCUUCGGAAUUCAAAGUUUCUGCCGUGACCUAGUGGAGGUGGCAGACCUGCUGGAGGAAGCUGCAGGAGGCGUGGAUGUAGAGGGCACUCAGGAUCUGACUGAGAUAAAGAACAAACUCCUACAGGUGUUUUCCAAGCAUGGGCUGGAGAAAAUGAGGCCUGUGGGUGGCACAUACGACCCUUACCAACAUGAGAUCGUGUUCCAUACGCCAGCUGAAGGAUUUGAGCCUGGUACCAUAGCCACUGUAAGGCAAAACGGUUACACACUGCACGGGCGCACUAUUCGCCAUGCACGUGUGGGAAUCGCUGUGAAAACACAGGACUCUUGAUUACAAUGUUGGCCCUACUCUUGUCCUUUUGCCUUUUCAUGUACAUUAUUGAUCCUCAAGGGGAAAUUUGGGAAUGUGUGUGUACACACACUCAUGUGUAUAUAAAAAAAAAAUAUAGCAAUUUUGAUUCGCUCCCUAAGACCGUUUUCAUGCUUGGUAUUAACAUUUGCCUCAGAUGAACGCUAAGUAUGAAUGUGAAUGGGGUCCAAUGCGUCUUGCGGAGGUGGUCUGAGAUUCACAGGGCCACGUUACAUUUGUAAUGUGAACGCCAAUGUGGCCUGAUCCAUCUCUGACACCAUAAAAAAAAAACACCUAGUUUUGCCAGGUUCACCAUUUUCAUGCUGAAUUGGGCUACCCUCCGAUCUGCACAAGCCAUUUUUUUUUGAUGGCUUGUGUGUUUUGCUAACAUUAUUUAUUUGAUUUCUAUAUCUUAAAUGUACAUACCAGCCACUCGAGUCUCCUCUUAUAUGCAUGUGUCUUACCAUUCUCAACAUAAGCUCCAUUUGUUACUGGACUGCUCUACAUUGGUGGACUGCUCUACGCAUUCACACUGCUGUUUUUAAUUUUUUUUUAUGACAAUGUCAUAAUAUGAGAAUGAUAUGAUAAUUGUUCAUUUAUGUAGUUUAAAAUACAUUGGUUUUUAAAAAUUUAUUGCAGUCUACAGGUUUAUUUCUUGCAUAUAUUAUUUUGUUAGCUUUUGCAUUAUCCCAUUGUUAUAGAAUGUAUGUUUAUUUUUUUGUGGUUCGUUUAUUGUUUGUAGAAAUCGGUACUAAAAAUAAGAUAGUAUUUGUGUGUGUGUGUGUGUGUGUGUGUGUGUGUGUGUGUGUAUGUGUAUAUAAUAUAUAUGUAUGAGGACUUGAGGCCAACCAUACUGAAAACUAGUUUAUAUUUAUUUGUAUCUUAAAUUUAAUCUCAUGUCACUCACUGGACCUUGUUUCUGGAAGAAAUUUCAUUUCCUUCGGUUUUUCCCCUUGAAUUAUCAAAAUGUUAAACAUCCUCUUGUUCGUAUUGAUACAAAAGCUUUGCACUGUGAUAUUUGUGUUUCGGAGAAUAUUUCCCCUCUAUAUGACGGAAGAGGGACAAAAUGAGUAAUGAUGGUUUACUCAACAAACCGAGAAUUUGGAAAAGUUUGUGAUUUUGUGCCUUAAUGAUCGAUCAGAAGUGUCAGAAUAACAAACUUAACAUUUCCUUGUUUGAUAAUUGUCUAGCUUUGAAAAUAUGGUGCACCUUACAUUAGUGUAUAUGAAGUUCACACGAGGUAGAGAGGAACCUGUUUGAUGUUUAUAUUUCAGGUUAUGCAGUCUUUAAGUUUUGUGUACAUUUUGUGUAGUUCACAGUCCAGUGUGAAUAAGACUUUUGCUUGAAGUUGCAUAUGGGAAAUUUUGUAUUUUUGUGUGCAUGGUUUCAGUGAUGUACAGCAUGUUUAUCACUCAUCAUUUUUGUGAAAUUACUAUUAAAACGUAAAGCAUUGUGUAAUGUUUUACAUGUGUA
Messenger RNA from Ictalurus furcatus (blue catfish), 2176 nucleotides. It is a transcript of the gene grpel2, whose product is annotated as GrpE-like 2, mitochondrial. Gene Ontology annotation, cellular component: PAM complex, Tim23 associated import motor. The coding region runs from base 41 to 685 and encodes 214 amino acids. Gene Ontology annotation, molecular function: adenyl-nucleotide exchange factor activity; protein homodimerization activity; protein-folding chaperone binding. The transcript has 4 exons. Lineage: Eukaryota; Metazoa; Chordata; Actinopteri; Siluriformes; Ictaluridae. The record is from RefSeq and is a predicted model, not a curated record. Gene Ontology annotation, biological process: protein import into mitochondrial matrix; protein folding.